UUACAGGUUUCUAACUAUAGAUAAGUUAAAGAAGUACAAACCACCCUUGCCCAAGUGGUAUCUCCAGCCUAUCGAAACCCGAAACACCAAGUUUCUACAGUUGAUUGACUGGCCUGGACCACUAUCCAUGGUGAGCCACAUUAAGUUUUCAACGAGCCCCAUGAAAUGUUAUUACCAGCUGAUAAAUCCUCGAAGUACAUACAGAGUUGGUGAAAAGGUGGAAGUGCUCAUCACAGCUCGUGAUUACAAUGGUCAGCCAAAAGGUUAUGGUGGAGACUUCUUCCAGGCCAAGCUCCAUUCCCCAAAGCUUAAGGCUGGGGUGACCGGAGAAGUUAAGGAUCAAGGUAAUGGAAGUUACUUAGCUACCUUUCUUCUUCCAUGGCCUGGGGAGGCGCAAAUACACUUCAGGCUCAUUCAUUCCAGUGAAGCUGUGGAUGUUCUGAAGAAGAAGAGGGAGAGUCAUCCUGGAAAGGUGUACUUCUUUGGAUUCUUCCAGUUUAACCACACCAGUGAGGUCAUGGAGUGUAACCUGGAGAUAUCUACCAAAAAUGUCUGCACAUAUAAAGACCCUGUCACUGGAAAUACAUGGCAGUGUGUGCAUCCGCAGAAACUGGCCUGUGAUACCUUGGUGUAUCACUCCAUGGGUGGCUACCGCAAAGUGACAAACCGGCUGGAGGACUCCUUACUGAAAGUGUCAAACAGGAAACUCUCUUGGUCCAUUCCUCCAAUUAACGUGACCUCAGAUAAAGGAUUUUCAGAUCUCAUCUCCAAGCUCCCGAUCUGUAGACCUGGACAAGGAGCUCCACAGCCUUCAGGCUUUUACUAUCAGGACAAGUGGACAUCACUAGUAUGCCGGGCUCAGCACUUCCUUCGCCCUUCAGAUGCUCUUGUUUGCCUCAAAGGGAAGGACAUUCAUAUGAUCGGAGACUCCACUCUGCGCCAGUGGUUUGAAUAUUUGGAAAGGUUCAUCCCAAGUCUCAAGAGGAUAGACUUGCAUGCUAACUACAAGUCAGGUCCUCUGAUAGCCGUAGAUGUUGGCGCUGGUCUGGUCAUGCGAUGGCGUGCUCAUGGAUUACCUUUAAGGACCGGCAAGACCAAAAUGUCCGACCUCCACUAUGAAGCAGCUCACUUGGCUGGUAUCGGUGGUGGGCCCCACACUGUGAUAGUGAUGACCCUAUGGGCCCACUUUACCACCUACCCUGUGAGGUUUUACAUUGAACGGCUGGAGGGAGUCCGUCAGGCAAUCUCAUCUCUUCUUUUUCGAAGCCCUGAGACGACAGUGAUCAUUAAAUCGGCCAAUACGGGUUAUAAGUCAAUAUUUGGCAGUGACUGGUUGUCUCUUCAGCUGGACAUUUUACUGAGGGAGGCCUUCAAAGGAAUGCAAGUUAUAAUCCUGGAUGCCUGGGACAUGACAUCCUGCCACUAUCUUCCUGACAAUAUCCACCCAGGUCCUCCAGUCAUAAAGAACGAGGUGGACCUUAUGUUGUCUCAUAUAUGUCCAAAAUGAAAGAUAAGAGACAUGUGAACCUUAAACAGGUUUUCUGAUUUGACAUGACUAAAGCUUAA
Molecule: messenger RNA, 1566 nt
Organism: Bufo bufo (common toad)
Lineage: Eukaryota; Metazoa; Chordata; Amphibia; Anura; Bufonidae
Product: NXPE family member 3-like
Exons: 5
Coding region: 128-1507 (459 amino acids)
Source: RefSeq, a predicted model, not a curated record